AUGCUACAGCUGAAUCCAGUAAUACAUCCAAAUACAUCAAACAGACAUUUUAAGUUUGAACCAUUUUUACGUCAGGAAUAUAAUUUUGGUCUUGAUCCUGAUCGUCCAGUAUGUCAAUUCUACAACCCAUUAAAUCCUGACAAUUCUUGUCCCCAGGGCAACAACUGUCCUAAUAAACACGUAUCUGCAAUGUAUUCCAAUAAGAUUGUUUGUAAACAUUGGUUAAGAGGAUUAUGUAAAAAGGGUGAUCAUUGCGAGUUCUUACAUGAAUACAAUUUAAGAAAAAUGCCUGAAUGUUUGUUUUAUUCCAAAAAUGGCUACUGUACUCAAACAUCAGAGUGUUUGUAUCUACAUGUUGAUCCUCAACUGAAAAUACCAGAAUGCUUAAACUAUAAUCAAGGGUUCUGUAGUGAAGGUCCCAAUUGUAAGAAUCGUCAUGUCAGACGAGUGCUAUGCCCGUUAUAUCUUUAUGGAUUCUGUCCAAAAGGCCCUGAAUGUGAAUUUACUCAUCCCAAGUUUGAUUUCCAUAAUUUGAAUUUAAGAAUUAGACCCGAUAAUUUGAUACAAAUGACAAGUAAACAUGUGGAUAAUUCAAAGGAAGAAUCAGAUAAGAAAGAAGAUUCAGAACCGAAGGAAGAAAGUAUAUAG
This is a messenger RNA of Candida albicans SC5314, 648 nucleotides long. RefSeq names its product cleavage polyadenylation factor RNA-binding subunit (gene YTH1). Bases 1 to 648 code for a protein of 215 amino acids. NCBI's taxonomy places the organism in Eukaryota, Fungi, Ascomycota, Pichiomycetes, Serinales, Debaryomycetaceae. The record is from RefSeq and is a predicted model, not a curated record. The transcript has a single exon. Gene Ontology annotation, molecular function: RNA binding; metal ion binding.